Messenger RNA from Crotalus tigris (Tiger rattlesnake), 4864 nucleotides. RefSeq names its product ribosomal RNA processing 15 homolog (gene RRP15). Lineage: Eukaryota; Metazoa; Chordata; Lepidosauria; Squamata; Viperidae. Bases 75 to 881 code for a protein of 268 amino acids. The transcript has 5 exons. Gene Ontology annotation, biological process: maturation of LSU-rRNA; maturation of 5.8S rRNA. Gene Ontology annotation, cellular component: preribosome, large subunit precursor. The record is from RefSeq and is a predicted model, not a curated record.
CAAAUAGUCCUGCCCGGAACUUUUGUGACGGCUGCGUGUUUUCCCCGGAUCGCUUAAGGGAAGGGACGAGCAAGAUGGCGGCGGGUGCUGUUGAGCCACGUGGGGAAGCGAAAGUUCUCGGCGCUGAAUUGGAAGAAAGCGAUACUGGAUCUGAGUGGAGUUCAGGGGUUCCAGAAGAUAGCUUUUCAAGUGAUGAUGGAGAGCAGGGUGAUGAAGUUGAUGAUACACCUAAGACCCCAGAUACACCUAAAGAUGCAGCAGAAUCCAAAGAAGCAGGAAACGCUGGAUGGGCUGAAGCCAUGGCCAAAGUGCUUAACAAAAAGGUUUCUAGCGAUAAGCCCACUAUCCUGUUGAAAAACAAGGAGCAGGAUGUAGAGCGAAGAAAAGAAAAAGAAGAAAGAUUGGAGCAGAGGAAGAAGCUGAAUAAAAAGCGAGAAUGGGAAAUGCUGUGCCGAGUGAAGCCAAAUGUUGUCAAAGACAGAGAAGUUGAGAGAAACCUUCAGAGGAUUGCCACAAGGGGUGUGGUUCAGUUGUUCAAUGCAGUCCGGAAGCACCAAACCAAUGUGGAUGAGAAGAUAAAAAAAGCAGGCAGUUCUGAGAGGAAACGAGCUAAAUUGAUCUCCUCGGUUUCCAAGAGAGAUUUCAUCAACGUCCUCCGAGGAAUGGAUGGAAAAGAAAUGGAACAAAAUCCUGCUAGGAAGUCAUCAAACAGCAGUCAGGAGAAGUCGAAAUCCGAAGAAGCUCCAGCAUGGAGUAUAUUGCGAGACGAUUACAUGAUGGGAGCCUCGAUGAAGGACUGGGAUAAAGAAAGUGAAGAGGAGAACAAUGCUGGAGAAGGCAGCAGCAUCAAGCAGGAGAGUGGAAGUGAUUCAGAUCGAUAAUAUUCAGAGUCAUCCAGAAAUCCAAGGGUAUUUUUGACACAUUUUGGAGGGAUUGGGCUUUAAAGGACGCCUUUUUAUACACAGCCCACCUUAAAGAACAUGAAACUUGGGCAGCCGAUAAAUUUAAAUAAAUAACAGUAAUUUUCACAAUGGAUUAGCUGACUGUCCUGUGACUCUGUAACAAUAUUUGAUCAACUUGGCCAAUCCAAAUGCCGUUGCAUAGUUAUGAAUACUUUGUAAAGUACCUGGAGUCUUAAACUGGAGUGGGUUAUACAUAUGUCUAUAUGCUGUACCUUUGUAGUCAGGAAAGGGAUGGGUUUUGAAGUGGAAACUAGAUGGAUGGUCCCAUCAGGCACCCAUCAUUAAAUCAGUCAUUUCACUUUGCAGGUUUAUUUGAAGUUUCACUGACUUAAACGUCUUUGUUUAUAUAUUGAUUUUGUAAAAGUCCGAGAUCAUAAGAUUGUGCUGAGGGUUGGUCUGUAAUGGCUCAGUCACACCUGCCUGGCACCAGUUAAAAGCAAAGAAUCCCUUCUACUUCAGUUAGCACAAUGAAGCAAGUUGUUGUUUCUUACUUAGAAACAGGUAAAAUAGACUACUUCUGUAAUGGGAGAAAAUGUGUAUUUAUCCUUUUCCCCUUAUUUAUAAAAGCAGCUGUGAAGUGUUCGUUUUCAUUAAAUCGAUUUCAAAUCUGAGAAACCUAGGGAGAAAACUUUCAUUUGUGGUUUCAGUGGAAAACAGGUUUUGAGGAAACGUGCAGAUUUAGGGAAGAAAUUCUACGAUUCCUGUUUAUUCAUUUCACAGACUUAAAGCAGCCAUUUGGCAUUUCAGGAGAAAGGUAUAACUAACCGAAAAGUUCUUUGUUAUAUAUACUGUAUAUUUUGUCUUCUUUUUUGUGUAUACAAGUAAUCCUCGACUUACCGUAUUUUUCCACCUAUAAGACGCACCCUCUAAGACGCUCUGGCAUGCGAGUUUCUGUUUCGAGCGCCGAACAGCUAAGCUGGCAAAUCUGGAAAUUCGGCCGGCCGACAAUCUUGCCCCCUCCCAUUAGUGGCAAGCCCACAGGGGCUUGACACCUGCACCAGGCAGCAUGGCAACCCACACAGGCAUGCCCUGGGCUACCAAGGUUACCCUUAUUUUCCCGUGUAUAAGACGCACCUGAUUUUUGAACAGGGUGUUUGCAGGGAAAAAAUAGCAUCUUAUACACAGAACAAUACGGUAAAGAUCGUAAAUGAGCCUGCCAAUUACAGUCGGAGGUUGUGAUGGUUGUAAAGCUGGUCAUCAUUAGACUCAUUUCUACAAUGUUUUUGUGGUCGUCAUUAAGUGAACACUGCAGUUGUCAAGUGAGCCCAGUGUUCACAAGGUGGCAAAUGGGCCUAUUGCUGGAAACCAGAAAUAAAAAACCGGUUUCUGGCAAAACCAUUGUAAAUUACAAUCAUAUGACUGUGGGACACCGCAAAUGGCUGUAAAUGUGGGCCAGUUGUUGAGCAACCAAAAUAACAAUCAUGUGACUAACUUUGAACAGUCACUAAGCAACCAGCUAUAAGUCAAAGGCUACCUGAAUAUACAUAUAACUUGAAAGAAUAAUAUAUUGCUACAUCAGGAGCAAUAAUUGCUAUUCCUGAACUUUGUAUAUAUAUAUAUUUUAACUAGUCAGUCCCUAAAAUUUGGCUUCUUACCAUAGUUCCCAUAAAUAUAACAUUACAGUAAACAUAGUUAAUAUUUCCUCUAAGCUGUGUCAGUCAAAUAUGGAAGUAGAUGUGGCCUUUCAAGCUUCAAUCCUAUAUUGCCAUAUUAAUAUCUAGAGGCAGAGCAUAAUGUACGAAUGAAAAAAAAUGCAAGCAUUUGCUGUCUUUAAUGCAAAAUUCAUAUCUUGAGCACAUGGUUGUAGAACUGGACCCGGAUUUUGUCUUUUAUAAAAAACUGAGCAGAGAAAGAAACAACGUGAAAUGUUUGUGUAUUGUACAGUACAGGUAAUCCCCGAGUUGCAAGCGUUUCCUUAGCGAAAGUUCACAGUUACGUGAUAAGUACCCCCUAGUGUUUAUGAAGAAACUCCUGAAAUUACGAACGUUGCCGCACCACGAACGACCGCAGUGGCACUACAACAUUCACUCUGGCUAUUUCUCCCCCCCCCCCCCGGGUCUCCCUAGGCACCAGGCCUUGGAUACUCAUCUUGCGAAGAUCGAGGUCCUUCGCUUUCUUGGCUGCUCCAGGCCUUUGAUUUGUUCGCAGAGAGUGGAGACCUAAAAUAACACAAGAUCGUGCAACAUCAGUGGCGCUAGAUCUCACACUACUGAUCUCACGGUACUUUAGUUUAGGCCUCUGUUUGCUGCAACAGAGAAUGGAACCGAAGCCGGGGUGUGCUUCUAUGUGUGCCUCUGAAGGCCCAAUCUGGGCCUCGGAGGCCUCCUCCUGGCCACUGCCACCCGCAAAUGAGGCCGGGGGAUGCUUCCGCGUGCCUCCAAAGGCCUGAUCCGGAUGUCAGAGGGCUUUUCCAGGCUGCUGCGCCCAGAAAUGAAGCUGGGCGAUGUUUCUGUGUGUGCCCUUGAAGGCCCGGUUUGGGCCUCGGAGGCCGCCCCCUGGCCACUACCACCCGGAAAUGAGGCCAGAGGAUGCUUUCGCGUGCCUCCAAAGGUCCGAUUUGGGCGUCAGAGGGCUUUUCCAGGACUUCUGGAAGUGGCUUCCACACACUUCCGCAGGUCUGUUCUGGGCGUCCGAGGCCCAGAAUGGAGGCCAUGGGCGGUGGCCACAUGCUUCCAAACAUCUGUUCUGAGCCUCCAAGGCCUCCCUCUGCUCUUGCCGGGAGCAAAGAAACAGAAUGGAAAGGAGACAGAUCUUCACAAAAUAAGUGACCUGGGAACAUGAGGUAUCUCAUUGGGGGAGCUGUUUGGGUGGUUUGAAGCAGGUCACUAGGCUCUCCCAUGGCCUUCUCCACCCUGAGAUACCUCAUGUUUACUUAACCCGCGCAUUUGUCCACGCAUUAAAUUAGUGAACGCCUGGGUGAAAAUGGAGUGAUUUGCGUUCAAGGUACGCGAUUCACUCCUACGAAUCCUCGAGUUACGAAUGGAAUGAGCAUUAUUUCUCUCUAAAAAUCAAUUCCUGACACAUUUUUGUGUCAGAUUAAAAGUUAAGGGGAAAUGGUAAAACGUUUACAAUGUUGUGAUUAUUACAAAAUUUUUAACUGUUUUUGUCCCUUUUCUAUGUUUAACCUUGUGAUGUAAUCUGCCUAGAGUUACCUUGCUAUUUGGGGCUGCAAAUAAAUACAUGAGAUGAAAUGUUAAAAGUUAUUAAAUGUUGAUACAUACGAUAAAAAGUUUUAUCUUCUUAUCUGAUGUUUGGCCUGCUUCAGUGGAAAAACUCCUAGAUUGUAUUGUGUUAAAAUGGGGUUGAUGGACUCUCCUCCUGCUGUUGUAAUGUUUUUUUAUUUGUUUUUUGUUUUUUCAGCAGUUAGCAGUUAUUUUGUUUGGAGAAAGAACUGAGCGAUUUUCAAUAAGGGCAACCCCUACCCCAAAACUUGAAGAAAACAUUAAAAUAACUGAGGAAAAAAAAAACAUCCAGCCUUUGACUCACUCCCUAAAAGAGAUUGUUUGACUCUCCCUCAGUGGCCUUCAUAUGUCAUAGACUUUUAAUAAGAUCUCAUUUGAUUUGUCCUUAAUUAAUUCCAAUGCUUUAUCUGGAUUAGACAGUUGAGAGAAAAAUAGAAUAAUAAAAGUUUAUUCAGGCCAGAUUUUGGUGGCCUUUUUAAAGGGAAGAUGUUGUUAAACUUACAUUUUACUCCUGAAUACAGAGUUUGGUGGGGGGGGGUUUUUCCUAGUUCUGAGUAGGACAUCUAUCUAUCUGUCGACCUAAUUUAAAUUUGAAUGACUAAUUCCUUCCUUGUAAUGUUGGAAAAACAACCUUUCACAUGAGGCUCUUCUGAUGGAAGAAACAUUUCCACAUGUAUUGAUUUUUUUUAAAAAAAAAUAUUAAACUCAUAAUGCCAUGUU